UUUGGUCGCGUUUUAUUCUCUCUAUAAAACACCAACCGUUUCUGGUCAUUGUCUCUGAGUCUCCUCGCUUUCCCUCCCAGCGAGAAAGUGAAAGAAACUUCAAACAGACCAACCCACGGCAACGAUUACAGUCAGGACUCAGGGACGACGACCUCAACACCGCGCUCUGUGGAGUGCUCAUGACGGCGAAAAGCCUAGACUCCGACCUCGAUCUUGCCUAUCACCUCCAAUUGCAAGAAGCCAUGACCGCCUCCCUCGUGAACGAUAUCAUCAACAUCCCCGAUGAGGAAUGGGAAAGCGAUAUCGUCGACAUCUCCGAUGAGGAAGGGGAAAACGAUAUCAUCAACAUCCCCGAUGAGGAAUGGGAAGUCACUCUGCACAAUUACCGCCGUCCGUACGAAAGCACAGACCCUUCGUCUUCAUCUUCGUCGGCCGCUUUGGUUGAGACCGAAUGUUUCAGGUUGUACUUCAUGGGGUUUUUGAGCGAAGAGAGCGUUAGGGAUACGAAGGUCACCGUGGCCGGAGCAGGGGUCGCGAUUUGCGAUUCGAGGGAUAAUCUGAUCUUGGAGGUGAGGAAGAAUCUGGAGGCAUUGGUGGAUGUUCAAACGGUGACGUAUGAAAUUGCUGAGCUGGAGGCUCUGAUCGAAGGGCUUAAUGAAGCUCUCAGAUUGGAUUUGAAAAGGCUCACCUUUUUCUGUGAUGACUACAUGCUUUACCAAAAUAUUACAGGUAGAGCACCUCCACGACAUAGUAAGAUUGCAACAUUGGUGAAUCAGGUGGCUCUUCUCCGAAGAAAAUUUACAUACUGCAACCCGUCUCUUCUGGCACGUAAUGAUGUUAAGUUUGCAAUUAAAUCUGCAAGAGGUGCUAUAGUUUCUCAAAUUACCUGUUUGAAGGAGACAUGUGUGAUAUGUUUUGAAGAUACAGGUGCUGAUAAAAUGUUCUCAGUUGAUGGUUGCCAGCACAGGUAUUGCUUCUCUUGUAUGAAACAACAUGUGGAGGCCAAGUUUCUUAAUGGGAUGAUGGCAAAGUGCCCUCAUGAAGGCUGUAAGUCUGAGGUUAAUAUUGAUAGUUGUGGAAAAUUCUUGGCACCCAAGAUGGUGGAGGUGAUGAGUCAAAGAAUGAAAGAAUCUUCUAUUCCUGUUACAGAGAAAGUUUAUUGCCCAUAUCCCAGGUGCUCGGCAUUAAUGUCAAAAAGUGAGAUUUUACAAUAUAAUAAGACUAUAAAUGCUGCUGCUGAAGAAACUGGAGUAAGAAAAUGCAUGAAAUGUCAUCUCUUAUUCUGUAUCAAUUGCAAAAUCCCUUGGCAUUCUAAUCUGACCUGCUAUGAUUACAAACGAUCAAAUCCUUAUUCACAUUCAGAAUAUGCAAAGCUCCAGUCUCUUGCAGAGGCAAAACGUUGGCGCCAGUGUGUUAAGUGCAACAACAUAGUUGAACUAGCUGGAGGUUGCUACCACAUCACUUGCAGAUGUGGGUAUGAGUUUUGCUACACAUGUGGUGCUGAGUGGAAGAACAAGAAAGCAACAUGCUCCUGUCGAAUCUGGGACGAGCAUUACAUUAUACGAGGAGGAUGAAUAUAAGGAGUAUGCUGACUAAGAUCAUCAUGAUAAGUCUGUAUCUAUUUCUCUCCCCCCUUCCCCUCUAAUUUAUUUUUGGUUUUGCUUUGGGAAAAACAAAAUAAAAUAAAAUAAAAUGAAAUUUAUCUUUCUGCUAA
Molecule: messenger RNA, 1714 nt
Organism: Corylus avellana
Lineage: Eukaryota; Viridiplantae; Streptophyta; Magnoliopsida; Fagales; Betulaceae
Product: E3 ubiquitin-protein ligase RSL1-like
Biological process (GO): protein ubiquitination
Molecular function (GO): nucleic acid binding; RNA-DNA hybrid ribonuclease activity; ubiquitin-protein transferase activity
Source: RefSeq, a predicted model, not a curated record